This is a messenger RNA of Salvelinus fontinalis (brook trout), 4536 nucleotides long. RefSeq names its product G-protein coupled receptor 22-like. The transcript has 5 exons. The record is from RefSeq and is a predicted model, not a curated record. Gene Ontology annotation, cellular component: membrane. Lineage: Eukaryota; Metazoa; Chordata; Actinopteri; Salmoniformes; Salmonidae. The coding region runs from base 1189 to 2535 and encodes 448 amino acids. Gene Ontology annotation, molecular function: peptide binding; G protein-coupled receptor activity. Gene Ontology annotation, biological process: G protein-coupled receptor signaling pathway.
GAGAGAGAGAGAGAGAGAGAGAGAGAGAGAGAGAGAGAGAGAUACUAAGAGCACGUCUGUUUUUACUCCACUCCACACAGUGAGGCUGGAGAGAGCUCAUGCCACAGAGUUGAUGAGGUGGAUAGCUGCUUGUUCACACCACACCGUGUGUACAGAGAUAAAGAGAGGAGGAAGACAAGAGAAAUCACAGGAAAAUAAAGCAGCAGGAUUUUUUUCUGUGGUUAUUCUUUUCUCUGUUGUCAAGAGAGAUAGACAGACACAGGACGAGAGGAAAAGCAGUCUUUUAGAAACCCCUUACUGCAUGGGACACCUACCUCGUUCUGAUCCUGGGUUUACACCAGCCUGGAAGUGAGGAGAAGUCAUUUGUUGGAAUCUAAGAGCUCAGGUGCUUUGGAGCAUGUAGGAUUUCUAUAGUACCGGACCAGACUACAGUACCGGACCAAGACUUCAGUACCGGACCAAGACUACAGUACCGGACCAGACUACAGUACCGGACCAGACUACAGUACCGGACCAAGACUACAGUACCGGACCAGACUACAGUACCGGACCAAGACUACAGUACCGGACCAAGACUACAGUACCGGACCAGACUACAGUACUGGACCAAGACUACAGUACCGGACCAAGACUACAGUACCGGACCAGACUACAGUACCGGACCAGACUACAGUACUGGACCAAGAUUACAGUACCGGACCAAGACUACAGUACCGGACCAAGACUACAGUACCGGACCAAGACUACAGUACUGGACCAGACUACAGUACCGGACCAAGACUACAGUACCGGACCAAGACUACAGUACCGGACCAAGACUACAGUACCGGACCAGACUACAGUACCGGACCAGACUACAGUACUGGACCAAGACUACAGUACCGGACCAGACUACAGUACCGGACCAGACUACAGUACUGGACCAAGACGGGACAGUAUGGUCAGUGGACCAGCUCAGUAGCGUCUGUCUGUUUGUUUACUCAGCCUGGACGGUGAAUAAGAGGGGGACGUAACUGAAGGACAGACUGAUGAUGGGUUGGUCUGUGUGGUCAUCUCAAACAACUUGUAUCGUCUUAUCCAAUCCCUGCCAAGGACCGUUAUCCUCUUGACCAAUCCCUGUCCAGGACUGUUAUCCUCUCGACCAAUCCAUUUUGAGGAGUUUUAUCUUGGUAUAAAUCACAGAGGAUAAUGCAUAUCCUUCCCCCUCUGGAGAGAGAAGAAGGAACCAUGAGCAACGUCACCGUCACCGACAACGCAGCCGAGCCCAUCAGCAGAACCAUGUCUCCAGCCACGCCCUACCCUUACCCCUACCCCAUCUCCUUCCAGGUGUCCCUGACCGGCUUCCUGAUGCUGGAGAUCGUGCUGGGCCUGAGCUCCAACCUCACCGUGCUGGCCCUGUACUGCAUGAAGUCCAACCUGAUCUCCUCGGUCUCCAACAUCGUCACCAUGAACCUUCACGUCCUGGAUGUGUUAGUGUGUGUCUGCUGUAUCCCACUGACCAUGGUGGUGUUGCUGUUGUCUCUGGAGGGGGAUACAGCCUUGGUUUGUUGCUUCCACGAGGCCUGUGUGUCGUUCGCUAGUGUCGGCACGGCAGCCAACGUACUCGCCAUUACCCUGGACCGGUACGACAUCUCUGUGAAACCAGCGAAUAGAGUCCUAACGAUGGGCCGAGCCCUGGCUCUGCUGGCCACCAUUUGGGUGCUAUCGUUCCUCAGUUUCCUGGUGCCUUUCAUGGAGGUGGGGUUCUUCGCCCCAGGCCAGUCGGAGCUGAACCAGACUCUAACGGAUGUAGUCACAGUGGCCCACACCAACCAAUACUACACAGAGUUAGGACUCUACUAUCACCUACUGGUCCAGAUACCCAUCUUCUUCUUCACUGCUGUUGUGAUGCUCGUCACCUAUUCCAAGAUCCUCCAAGCGCUCAACAUCCGCAUUGGGACGCGCUUUCACACAGCGUCGCAGAAGAAGAAGGCCAGGAGGAAAAAACGUCCCUCCAUGACGGCUAUGACGUCACAGGCGACGGACGGGGCCACGGACCCAUCCGAGCCCAGCGGCCGUGCUCUCCCCCCGAUGGGCAUGCGGACCUCCGUCUCCCUCAUCAUUGCGUUGAGACGAGCGGUUAAACGCCACCGGGAGCGACGAGAACGCCAGAAACGAGUCUUCAGGAUGUCGCUGCUCAUCGUGUCGACCUUCCUGCUCUGCUGGACUCCCAUAACCGCCCUCAACACGGUCAUCCUGACCGUAGGCCCCAGCGACUUCACGGUCAAGCUGCGGUUGGGCUUCCUGGUCAUGGCAUACGGGACGACCAUCUUCCAUCCGCUUCUCUACGCCUUCACCAGGCAGAAGUUCCAGAAGGUUCUGAAGAGUAAGAUGAAGAAGAGGGUGGUGAGCAUCAUAGAGGCCGACCCGCUGCCCAACAACGCGGUCAUACGUAACUCCUGGAUUGACCCCAAAAGGAACAAGAAGGUCACCAUCAACGAGGACGCCGAGGCCAGGCAAAAAUGUCUGCAGUCUUCAGAGGACGCUGUGGAAUGACUGUGAUUACUUAGUGAUCUUUUCAAGAGGUCCGGAUCUCAGGGGUUUGUCUGCAUAGGAAAGUCUUGGGCUGGCCGCAUACGUUUUUUUUCACACCGCCUAUGUCCAAAUGAAUAAUUUUCGGGAUGGGAAAAGGGUUUCAGUGUAAACUUAAAUAACUUUAACCAGAUAUAAAGUAUGUCGAAAAGAUAAUAGACCUAUAUAUUUUUUAACUACGAUUUUAUUUGAGAACUAAUAGUCACCGAAAUAAAAGCUAGACAGUUAGGCAGAAUUUAAAAUUCCCAAAAUGAUGCAUUCAGGAGUAUUUUAGUCAUGGCAUGAGGCCCACAUUGAUUUAUUAUGAUGUUCGAGUCACUCAGAUAGCAUAAGCCAUGGCAGAAUGUGUAGAAUUGCAGGAAAUGUGAUGUAAAACUGCACAUUUUAUCUCUGUCAAAAUGCGUAAAGUGGCCACGCCCCCCGCCCCCCACCAUGCCCAUCACCUAAGUCCCGUUUUGAUCCAGGAAAAAAAACUGGAUCUCUUGGUGUAAUGGCUAAGGUGUUGGGUUGACAGUCGCUGGACCCAGGUUUAAGUCCCGGACAACGAGACCAGACAGAAAUGUCUUCAGAGGAUGCUAUGGAAUGAAUCAUAGAAUCUAGUCAUUCUAUUUCUGUUGAAUGAAUUCUAGUCAUUCUAUUUCUGUUGAAUGAAUGAACUACUUAAGGGCAAGACGACACAAUAAGGAACGUUGACAGCAGAACACCUGAUGGGUGGCGACGGAUGGUGGUGAUUGUCGCAAAACUGAAAAGGAGUGCUGACGUUCUGUGGUCAAAGGAGGCUGGUGGAAGAAGGCCAAACGCUGCUUUCAGCCGUGGUCUGUUUUGUCCUCUAGUGCAAUAUUUAAAACUCAAAGCAGAGGAGGCUGGUGGUGGGAGAAAUUGGAGGACAGGUUCAUUGUAAUGGCUGACACUGAAAAAAUGGAAGGGUAUCAAACACAUCAAACAAAAUGACACCAGCCGCCACUGACUCUAAGAAAGGACUAAUUAUUAGGUUCAUCAGGUUGGGAUCAAAACAAGGGAAACACAUUCCAAAGCAGCAAUGUAAAUAUACAGAUAGCUGCCAAGAUAAAGGAAACCCCAACAUAAAGUGUCUUAAUGUGUUGUUGGUCCACCACGAGCCAGAUCGGCUUCAAUGCUCCUUGGCAUAGAUUCUACAAGUGUCUGAAACUCUAUUGGAAGAAUGCAACGCCGUUCUUCCACGUGAAAUGCCACAGUUCGGUGUUUUGUUGACGGUGGUGGAAAACGCUGUCUCAAGCGCCGCUCCAGAAUCUCCCAUAAAUGUUCAGUUGGGUUGAGAUCCGGGGACUGAAACGAACACGAGCACGCACACACGCACACGCGCACCCGCACGCACGCACGCGCACACACACACACACACACACACACACACACACACACACACACACACACACACACACACACACACACACACACACACACACACACACACACACACACACACACACACACACACACACACACUUUAAAUCCCCCAUGCUCCUUUGAGACCCCCUCUUUCAAAGUCACUAAGUCAUCUCUUCUUCUAUCCCUGGUGGCCAAAAUAAUGGGCGACUCUGCAUUUUUACACGUGACCCUAAGCAUGAUGGGGUGAUAAUUGCUUAAUUAAAUCAGGAACCACACCUGUGUGGAAAAACCUGGUUUCAAUAUAUUUGUAUCCCUAAUUUCCUCAAGUGGUUCCUUUAUUUUGGCAGUUACCUGUAUGUGUAUUUACUGUAAAUGUACAAAUACCAGAGAUGGAUAAGUUAUUGCUAUUUAUUGAAAACAAAGUACAUUAGAGGGUUCAUUGAUAAAAGCUGUAGAUAUUGCAUGGCUUUUGGUAACUGUAGAAAUAUAUAUAUAUAUAUAGAGAGAGACAUGUACAGUAUAUAAGGAAUACAUAUUAUAUAUAGAACAAGUAGGCAUUGUAUACAUUGUAUGUUUAUAAUAAAUGUUGUGUUCAAUGAA